Hydra vulgaris (swiftwater hydra) is the source of this 1657-nucleotide messenger RNA. Its product is annotated as glycoprotein endo-alpha-1,2-mannosidase. The record is from RefSeq and is a predicted model, not a curated record. Gene Ontology annotation, molecular function: alpha-mannosidase activity. NCBI's taxonomy places the organism in Eukaryota, Metazoa, Cnidaria, Hydrozoa, Anthoathecata, Hydridae. Gene Ontology annotation, cellular component: Golgi apparatus.
AUUUCAUAAUUAUUUUUUUUAGAAUAAGUUGAUAAAAUUUUCUUCAAUAGAAUGCUUAAUGAUGUUUAGAUAUCUAAUAUGGAUGAUAAAAAGAUUUUUCAAAAAUUCUUAUGCUAUUCUCUUGAUUAUUUUUCUUGUUGUAGUUAUUUUUACUCUAAAACAUUUGUAUUCAAGCCAAAACAGUAGUAAAUUUGAUGCAAAUUUCUUGGAAGAUGUUAAAAAUGAUGAUAAGUUUAAUGCAAAGUUUCUAGAUGAUGUUAUAAAAGAUAGCAGAGAUAAUAUUGAUGAUGUUAUAAAGGAUAGCAGAGAUAAUAUUGCAAUUAUUUCCAAAAAUAUCGAUGAUAUAGAUUUAAAUAAAAAUAUUACUUUUUAUGAAGUUAAAAAAAAUGAAGAAGUUUUGAGUUUUACAAAUGAUUUUCAACCGGAAAAUUAUAAACCUUGUUACAAUGUUCAUAUAUUUUAUUAUCCCUGGUAUGGAAAUCCUGCAGUGGAUGGUGAUUUUGUUCAUUGGAACCAUAAAUAUUUACCUCAUUGGAGUCCAGAAGUAGCAAAAAUGUACCCAAAUGGAAAACAUGUUCCUCCACUUGACAUAGGAAGUAAUUUUUAUCCUGAACUUGGUGCAUAUAGCUCGGCAGAUAUAAAAGUUAUUGAUAACCAUAUGCAGCAAAUUUUAAUGGGAAACAUUGGUGUUCUAGCUGUUUCAUAUUAUCCUCCAGGUUUAUAUGAUGAUAAUGGAAAAGAUUGGCAAUUUUUAUUACCAAAAAUUUUUAAUGUUGCUGCCAAAUACAAAUUAAAGGUUACUUUUCAUAUUGAGCCUUACAAAGAUCGUUCAGAAGUAACAUUAAAACAAGACAUUGAACAUAUUUUAAGAGUUUACGGCUCACACCCUGCAUUCUACAAACAUAAACAUAAAGGCGUUCUUCGUCCAUUAUUAUAUGUUUAUGAUUCUUACCAUACAAAACCUGAAAAUUGGAAACAGCUUCUUGGAACAAAUUCAACUUUAAGUAUUAGAGACACAGCUAAUGACUGUUUUGUGAUUGGCCUUUUGGUAGGGCAAAACCAUAAACAAGACAUUAUUUCAUCAGGUUUUGAUGGUUUUUAUACUUACUUUGCAGCAAAUGGUUUUACGUAUGGCUCUUCAAGGUAUAAUUGGAAAAGUUUGAAGAGUUUUGCAGAUGAAAAUGACUUGCUAUAUAUUCCUAGUAUAGGUCCUGGCUACAUAGAUACAAGAGUACGACCUUGGAAUGCGGAAAACACAAGAAAACGAUUAAAAGGUAAAUAUUAUAUUGACUCAUGGAAUGCAGCUUUAAAUGUGAAACCAGAUUUGAUUUCAAUUACUUCAUUUAAUGAGUGGCAUGAAGGAACUCAGAUUGAAAAAGCUAUCCCAAAAGAAACAACAAAUUUUAAAUAUCUUGAUUACAGCCCUUCUCCACCAGAUUUUUAUCUUAGCUUGACAAACAAGUAUGUACAAACUUUUUCUAAAUGUUCCAUUUGACAUUUUUUUAAUUUCAAGUAAUAAUGACUUGUUAAAUUAUGCUUUACAUUGAACAUAUUUUACAGAAAUAGUAUUUAUCCUAUCAUUCAUUUUUUGCUAUUUGGAUUUUGAAAACUUUGUUUUAUACUAAAAUUUUUGUUUAUGCUAAAAACUCUUUGCAAA